Molecule: messenger RNA, 2420 nt
Organism: Silurus meridionalis
Lineage: Eukaryota; Metazoa; Chordata; Actinopteri; Siluriformes; Siluridae
Gene: gpr37l1b
Product: G protein-coupled receptor 37 like 1b
Exons: 2
Coding region: 177-1694 (505 amino acids)
Biological process (GO): adenylate cyclase-inhibiting G protein-coupled receptor signaling pathway; positive regulation of MAPK cascade
Cellular component (GO): signaling receptor complex; plasma membrane
Molecular function (GO): G protein-coupled peptide receptor activity
Source: RefSeq, a predicted model, not a curated record
UGCAAAGAUUACUGAAUUCUGGCAGGCAACACUGCAGAGCCCACAUAGUCUCUGGCAUGAGGGAUCUCAGGCUUUGGUUACAUUGGGUCUACAUUUUGCCCUUGAUUUUAAACUCUACAGCUUUAAUUUGAACUUCAGUCGUCCAGUUUGGAAAGUAGUUACAUACUUUUUUGAAGAUGGAGAAGGGAAGUUUGAGAGUGAUUUAUGUACUGACCCUAGUCAUGUAUUUGAGUGCCUGUGCUUCCGGAUCAAAAAACAAGGGGAAAAGUGAAACAUCUGCAUGGAAGCAGCAAGAAGAUCAAGGACAUUUAGAACAAAAAAAGAUCUUUGAAAAUGCUGAAGGUAUUGACUUUGGACAAGAUGAAUACCAUUUGAUGAUACCAAAAGCAGAAUUAAUGGAGGAUGCAGAUAGAGGAUAUGUGAACACACUAACUGAUGAGUUUUCCGGAACUAACCUGACUCCAACGCCUCAGUCAGACCUGCCCAAUCUGGGUUUCACAUUUAGUGUACGCAAAGAGGACAGCGCCGGUGGAAUCCUCACUAAAAAUAAUGUUUCAGAACAAGUCAUUACAAGGAUCUACAAUCCUCUGUUCCCAGUUACAAACAGCUCCUACAGUGCAUAUGGGAUUUUGUUUCUGGCUCUUGUAGUGUUUUCUGUAGGAAUUGUGGGUAAUCUAGCAGUCAUGUGCAUUGUUUGGCAUAAUUAUUUUAUGAGGAGUGCAUGGAACUACAUCCUGGCCAGCCUGGCUUUUUGGGACUUCCUAGUCUUGUGUUUCUGCCUGCCUGUGGUGGUGUUUAAUGAGCUCACCCACAAGCGACUCCUGGGGGAUUUUUCUUGCAGGGUUGUACCAUACAUGGAGGUGGCGUCUCUAGGCGUGACAUCCUUCAGUCUGUGUGCUCUUGGUAUUGACCGUUUUCAUGCAGCCACUAGUUCCCUUCCGAAGGCCCGGCGAGUGGAGCGCUGCCAAUCCGUCCUUGCAAAAUUGUCGGUGGUGUGGGUUGGUUCCAUGGUCCUGGCCGCCCCAGAGCUGCUCAUAUGGCAGCUGCAACAAGUCAAAUCCCCUUCCCUGGGUGUCCAGGUUGAUGUCUGUGUCAUAAGCCCAUAUCUAAACCUCCCCGAAUCUAUUUACUCUUUAGUCAUCAACUAUCAUGACACUCGCAUCUGGUGGUACUUUGGCUGUUACUUCUGCCUGCCUGUAGUCUUCACCUUGCUCUGUCAGCUGGCCACCUGCCAUGUCUCCAGUGAUAGUGGAAGCUCUGGCAAACGGGCUGAAGAUCGCUCUCCAUCCACAAAGCAGAAAUUUCAACAUGCCCAGCAGGUUGAGCGGCAACUAAACUGCACCGUCAUGGCAUUGGCCCUGGUUUAUGGGGUGUGUGCACUGCCUGAGAACAUAUGCAACCUUACACUGACAUACGCUUCUAUACAGCCAUCCAAGGAUGUUUUGGCUCUCCUCACUUUUAUAAAUCAGUUUUUCCUAUUCUUUAAGUCAUCUGUGACACCGGUGCUCUUGCUGUGUCUGUGCAAGACUCUGGGCCAGGCGUUUAUGGACUGCUGCUGUUGCUGCUGUGAGGAAUGCCAACCCAGCACCUCCUCUUCCUCUCAAAACAUUGCAGAGAGCAAGCUUGAGAUGUCCACAUCUAUUUUCUUUGACAAAGCCAAGGACAGUACAACCAUUUUGUCUAUUGGCAGCUGAGUCAGCAGACCUUGCUUUGAAGUGUUUUGGUCACAAGACAUCUUUGAAUUAUUUCUCACAUCCACUUUCAUCACAUCUCUUAUUAGUCGCCAUUAUUUUUUCCCAGGCUCACUGUCUGAUGGGAAAAUUUACUGAGAUCUUAGAUGGGCUAGAAAUCCCUUUGUCCCUUUGAAGCUCUGAAGUGCCUUUUAAAAGAAGGAAGUAUUCACCAUGUUUAAAUGAUCAGCAUAUGCACAGUUGAACCCACUUAGUUUGACUAAUCAAAACAUACUGCACCAUUUUGUCAUAAAAUGUCAUGACAUCGUAAUAUUCUCUAAAGAGCUGGGUUUUGUACUUUAAAUCAUUAACACUUUAUGUCAACAGGGGAUCACGUCAAGCUUUUAUAGACUGUUAGCCCAUUUGGCUUGACACAUUUUUUUUUUUUGACAAAAGUUUUUGUCAGUUUUAUAUAAAAUUGUGACUUUAUUAGUAGGUUUAUAUUUAGUGAUGAUUGUCAGUAUUUGCUAGAUACCUCAUCAGCAAUGAAAAGGUCAGUUAAUUUUUUUCAAGAUAUUCGUUUAUUGAAACAUGGGUUGUUUAUGUAACAAAUAACAUUGGUAAAUAAUCAAUGCCAUAGUUUGUUAAUGUACCAGCUUGACUAGUGUACAUAAAUAAUUAUUUUAAAAUAUUGUACAUGCACUGAAUUGCUUUAUUAGGUUGUAAAUAAACUAAAAAAAUCCAAAAACA